CGGGUUAUAAAAGCCUCGUGCUAGCUUAUGCAUACUACAACAACCAAGAACAAAUAGAGUGUGAGUGAUUUGAUAUAGUAAAGAUGGUGCUAGGGAGCAAGAAAACAGCUUUAUUGUUCUUGCUUUGUGCACAUGUUUUUGUAACUAAUGUUGUUGCAAGAAAUGUAAACAAUGAAGAUGAGAAAAACCUUGUUCUCGGAUUUGGCAAGGGAGGUGGGUUUGGAGUUGGAUUUGGUGGAGGUGGAGGAGGAGGAGGAGGAGGCGGUGGAGGCGGUGGUGGUGGGUUUGGUGGAGGAGGAGGAUUUGGUGGUGGUGCUGGUGGUGGAGCAGGAUUUGGUGGUGGUGCAGGUGGAGGCCAUGGAAUUGGAGGUGGAGGAGGUUUAGGGGGUGGUGGAGGCGCUGGUGGAGGUGUCGGAGGAGGACAUGGGAUUGGAGGUGGGAUUGGGAAAGGCGGGGGACUUGGCGGCGGUGGUGGAUUUGGAAAAGGUGGAGGUGUAGGAGGCGGUGUCGGUGGGGGUUAUGGAAAGGGUGGAGGUAUUGGAGGUGGUCAUGGCGGUGGCAUUGGCAAGGGUGGAGGAUUAGGAGGUGGUGGUGGCUUUGGAAAAGGUGGCGGUGUUGGAGGAGGUGUGGGUGGUGGCCAUGGAGGUGGAUUUGGCAAAGGUGGAGGACUUGGUGGUGGAGGAGGCUAUGGAAAAGGUGGUGGCGUUGGAGGUGGAAUUGGUAAAGGUGGAGGACUUGGUGGUGGUGGAGGCUUUGGAAAAGGUGGUGGCGUUGGAGGUGGAAUUGGCAAAGGUGGAGGUGUUGGUGGUGGAGGAGGCUUUGGAAAAGGUGGUGGCGUUGGAGGUGGAAUUGGCAAAGGUGGAGGUGUUGGUGGUGGAGGAGGCUUUGGAAAAGGUGGUGGCGUUGGAGGUGGAAUUGGCAAAGGUGGAGGACUUGGUGGUGGUGGAGGCUUUGGAAAAGGUGGUGGCGUUGGAGGUGGAAUUGGCAAAGGUGGAGGUGUUGGUGGUGGAGGAGGCUUUGGAAAAGGUGGUGGCGUUGGAGGUGGAAUUGGUAAAGGUGGAGGACUUGGUGGUGGUGGAGGCUUUGGGAAAGGCGGUGGUAUUGGCGGUGGUAUUGGUAAAGGUGGAGGUUUAGGUGGUGGUAUUGGAGGCGGUUCAGGCGGAGGUGGUGGUUUAGGUGGAGGUGUUGGAGGUGGUUCUGGUACUGGAAUUGGUGGUGGAAUUGGAAAAGGAGGAGGUUUUGGUGGAGGUAUUGGAGGUGGUUCAGGUGGAGGUUUAGGUGGUGGUAAUGGAGGUGGUUCUGGUGGUGGCAUUGGAGGAGGAUUUGGCAAAGGUGGAGGUUUUGGUGGUGGCAUUGGAGGAGGUUCUGGCAGUGGUAUUGGUGGAGGAUUCGGCAAAGGAGGUGGCUUUGGAGGAGGUGUUGGUGGAGGAGCAGGAAGUGGUUUUGGUGGUGGAUUUGGCGGUGGUGGUGGUGGCGGCGGUGGCGGAGGAGGCGGAGGCGGUGGAAUUGGACAAUGGCACCAUUGAGAAUCAUCGUUGUCGUUGAUGGUUGGAUGCAUAAAUUUAUUAUAUCAUUUUUAUUAAACUUGCAUUAUUUAUAAAAUAGUCCUAUUAUAUAUAAUUUGUAUGAGUGGAGCCGAAAAAAUUACUCUUAAAUUAUAUUGAUUAUCAUGAUAAUAUAUGAAAUAUUCUCUAAUAGCUUUAAAUGAAAAAAUUAUAUUUUUGCA
This is a messenger RNA of Trifolium pratense (red clover), 1726 nucleotides long. RefSeq names its product glycine-rich cell wall structural protein. The coding region runs from base 84 to 1526 and encodes 480 amino acids. The transcript has a single exon. The record is from RefSeq and is a predicted model, not a curated record. Lineage: Eukaryota; Viridiplantae; Streptophyta; Magnoliopsida; Fabales; Fabaceae.